AAUGACGCUCCCGUUCUCUUGCUAAAUCUCUUGUAUGGAUGGACGACGGCUCUCUUCCUUAGAAAGAGAGGAAGUUCUCAGAGGCAUUUCAUCGUUUGAGCAGAGUCGGAUAGAUAGCACACAGUUUGCGAUUCCUUUUGUCUUCAGAAAAGGUAACAAAAAGCUCAGAAUCUACAAUGAUUAUGGCCUUCUAAGAUCUAACACGCUUCACGACAACGUGAAGGCAAUAUGCUGGGGUCAAAGCUGAUUCGACAUUCCUUAAAUGAUCAUAACCGCAAGGGAACCACUAUGCAGCGCUUCCAACCAUACAGGUUGUAUGUGUUUAGAGGCAAAUGUAUGAAGCAGUUAAGCCUAAAUGUUUUAAAUCUAUCUGGGUAAAGUCAUUCAACACGAAUAGACCAGAAGAAAGUGAGAUUUCGGUAUCGUCUUAAAAUCGUUUCACAUCUAAGCCUCUAUGUCAGCUAAGGUAUAAAGCAAUUUUAUAUUCCGUUUACAGCUGUAGAUUUUGGGUUUCCCAAAUGCGGUAAUGACACGCGACACGCGGGUUAUCGGGAAGAUUUUUUUAAGGUCAGUCGCAAACAAAUAAAGUUUUCUGAUUUUGGUUGUUGCGCACUUGCGUUACAAAUCGUCAAAAACUGACAAAUGGUAUCAAUCAUCACUGUAACAUUUUUUACAUUCAGUGGUUCCGGAAGUUGAAACCGUACAUUGCGCAAUUGACGUGAGUCGGUUAGAGGCAUUCAGGCUCCUUUUAUUUUUUUCAUCUGUUUGCGCAUACAGCAAUUAGAUAAGAACAAAAUUUGUUUUAAAAAGUUUUUAAGGCCUAAACCAUUCUGAGAAGGAAAGAUAAAUAAUUGAAAAUUGGAGGGCAUCUGUGACCCUUGUAAAAAAUAUCUUGCAUACCGUGACCGUGGAGAACAUCUUUAAAAUUUACCUACACUACUAAAAUUGCGGCGAACACAACUCGAACUGGAUAAAAUGUGAGACUUGUGAGGAAAGCCAGUAAAUUUAGACAAGGCCAGGAACAGAACAUCUCACCAAGACAGUGAGCAUUUCGAUUGAAAAAUGGAAAACAAAAUACAAAUAAGUCAUAUUUCCGGCUUAUGUAGCAAAGUCACGAAAUUACACCAGCUGGCUUACAGGCCCGCCAUAAACAGAAAAGUUCGAGUCAUGAUUCUGAAUAACAACCAGCCUAGUGGCGACAUGAAAUUCUGAAUUAACUCAGUCACAGUUUCUCGGGGAAAGGUUGAAAUUAAUCUUGAAUAUCAGGAAUAUACUAUAAAACAGCGAACGCAACAGUGAAAGUGAUUGAUUCGCGUGACCACUAUGGUUAAAUGUCUCUUCUCAUUUUCAGCUGAUCCAAUGAAACUUUGAGUUUCCGUUUCUUGUACAGUCACUCUAUUCUCUUUUGUUAUUCUACCUUUGGACGGAAUUCGAACGCGUUCGAAAAGGAAAUUGCAAAAUAAUCUUCAAGUUCUUUAAGCCUCAAAAUCAAUAAAGUUGAAACCGCAAGAAUAAGAAUGUUUUGCACAUUCAGCGUUUCAGCAGUAAAUGUACUUCAUCGUCUAUAUCCCUCACUUGCGCAAUCCAAGCACUUUGUCAGAAGAUUCUUGUUGCUUGUUUCUUGAUUCCCUCUCAACAAUGGAUGAUUUACCAAUAAUCGGAUCCUUGCUUUUGCGCACAGAUUUUUGGGAUCGCCACGUGGCAAACAAUACAACUCGCUAAAAAGGGAUGUAUCAUGAAAGGUUUUUCCGACUUCCAAAAAAACGAUUUUGAUAUGUUUGUGGAGUUUCUUGUUGUUUUCUUCUAAUGUUCGAUUCGGUCGAUCGAGACGUUAGCAAGAAUAAAAAGCUAAGGGGUUGUCCUAUCUGUCACUAUGUGGGCACCCAGAUCGCCAACAGGGAAUUGCGAUAAAUUUAGGUCGCGAGUUGCGAAAAAAAUCGCAUAAGUCCUUUACCCUAUAUGGAAAGAUUUUCUCAAACUUUCAACUACUCAAACACUAAAGUCGCGAAGCGCCGGAUGCAGUGAAAAGGAUGUCAUAAGCAAUAUAUGCGCUUAGUCAGCAAAAACCAACGGCAAGUGAUUGAAUCAUUUAAUGUUUGUAAGCUGCACAUGAAUUUUCCUCCUUCAUCAAAGUUAAUACAAAAGGUGAUGCUAUUAUCAUCAAAUCACCUGCAAAAUAUUCUCGGGUCCAUUAACAAAAUUGUUUCAGCAAUGUCUCAGACGUCUUAGGACAGCAACGUAUAAAGAGUCUUUAUUUUUACAAACCGCAAAAGAUAGUCAGCGCUAAAAAAAGAGGUAAAAUAUCUCGUGAUACAUGUCGCAAUCUUGCGACACAAAAGAAUAGACUAGCAUGCCCAGACAAAUAACGUCCCUCUUGCCGCUGUCUAAGCGAGGAUGUUGAACUCCCUGCGCAAAGUGGUCCAGUGGCACGCAACACACGGAAUAUAAGUCUUUUAGGAAGCUCUUAUUUACGGUAUAAAGAGAGCACAGUUUUCAGGUCUUGAUUGAAUCACUCGAUCAUUCUUAACGCAACCACUAUUCCAAGCAUCGAAACCCAAAUACGGAAAUACCAAUCAUGCCAAUUCCAUUACUAUGCUCUUAUUAAACCUCGGUGUUUCCCAUACCAUACUGAAACUGUUGCACAAUAUUUGAGAUUAAAAACUUUUAAUGCUGUUCGUUUGCUUUCAUCUUCUUUCGCACAAAAAAACCGAACAAUUAAAAAAACACUAAAAUUAUUUUAAGGCUUAGACUUCCUAGGAAGUAACAGAUUUUCGCAAGGACAUAAAACCUUGACUUACAACUUCAUGAAGUCUCGCUGAUGGAAGUUAGACGUAUUUUUUUUUUCUUGCUUAAAAAACCGGGGAAGGGAAAAUGGAAAGAAUCAGCCUACCUCUGUGUGGUCUAAAAUCGUCGAGCUAACACAGCAAAUGGACUGUUAAAAGAACGCCUUUCUGAUCACGAACACGCACAUCGCAAAGAAAUUGUGCCCUUUCGUCUGAUGGUCUUUACCAUGUAAUAAGAGAUUAUACACUGUAUACAGUUGAAUCUGUAUUAAGCAGUUACUCACGAGGAAUGCUGGGGAAAAAGUGAUCUUUGGACCCAGGACAUAAAACAGGAAAUAAACAAAACUAAUCAAAAGGGUUACCCCCGAAGGAUCGCCACCUUGUUGUGGUCGGCGGGCUUGAGUGCCUCAGAGACCCUUAGAGCCAUGCCGGCGGGAGCUUCGUCUCAUGGUAGGGCCACCUAAGCCGGACAGGUCGAAGGGUAAAGGUUCGACGAAGCGCGAUCCACCGGUCCUCCAGGUUAGGGGUUUGGGCACAGAGCUAACAGCCCUGUCCCGUAAAACACCCACGUUACGGAAACGGCAACGAAGAAAAUCAUCACUACUGGGCGAGACGGGCUUUCAGAGUCAUCGAAACAUAUUCGUAUGAAUGACAGUGGUGAAAGCCGAAAGGAAACCGCUGACAGGAAGAUGGAAGACUUGAGCGCCAAAUGCAAGACCAGAAUUGGAUUCUGGAAUGUAAGAACUGUAUACGAGACAGGAAAGCUGGCUCAAGCCACAGCUGAGAUGGGACGUUACAACCUACACGUCUCUGGAAUUAGUGAGAGCAGAUGGACAGGUUCAGGCAGACACAAAAUCAACACAGGAGAGACAGUGCUAUAUUCCGGAAGAGAAGACGAUCAGCACCAUGAGGGAGAAGCCAUCAUCCUCAAGAAAGGUCUCGAGAAGUGCCUGAUGGAGUGGAAGCCAAUCAACAGCAGGCUCUUAAAAGUAAGAUUGAAAGGGAGACACAUCAACACAACUAUGAUCCAGUGUUACGCACCAACAAACGACUCUGAGGAAGACAACAAGGACACUUUCUACGAACAGCUUCAAGCAGAACUGGAGGACACACCACGUCAUGAGAUGAAGAUUAUGAUGGGAGAUCUCAAUGCAAAGGUUGGAAAUGACAAUAGGAACUACGAAAGGGCCAUGGGGAAAGAAGGAUGUGGCACCAUGAAUGACAAUGGAGAGAGGCUACUGGACAUCCACACCACCCAUGAUUUUGUCAUUGGAACGUUCUUUACACACCGGGACGUCCACAAGCUGACCUGAUACUCCCCCAAUGGAAGAGACGAGAACCAGAUCGACCACCUGAUGAUCAACGGGAUGUGGAGGCUAUCACUGCUAGACGUCCGAGUGAGAAAAGGAGCUGAUGUGGGAAGUGACCACCACCUUGUGACUGCUACACUGAAGCUGAAGCUAAGGAAGACCGGAUCCAGUCCGAGAGAGCGACAACACUUCGGCGUGGUGAAGCUGCGAGACCUUAAACUAAAGACUGCCUUCACACUACAGCUGAAGAAUAAGUUCCAGGUACUGGCAGAUGCUGAAGACCAGACGCAAGAAGGCUCUGGAGAUAUCAAUGCGAAGUGGCAACAGCUUAAGAUACCCUACGAGCAGACCUGCAAAGCCUGCUUUGGAACAAAGCAGAGGAAAAGGAAGAAGUAGGUCACAGAGGAUGCCUGACAAGUCAUUGAGAACAGAAGAACUCUCAAGAAGAAAGUCUUGGGGGCCGAAUUAGAGCAACUGAAAGAGAGAUACAAGCAACAAUGUAAGGAAGCGAACCGAACAGUGAAGAGGAUGACAAAACAGACAAGCGGAGCCACAUAAACGACCUUGCAAGCCAGGCAGAAGAUGCAGCAAGCAAGGGAGAAAGGUAGAGUCUAUAGGAUCGCCAAGCUGGUGUGUGGUAGUUACAGUGAAGGCACUGACGCUCCGAUCAUGGACAAGCAGGGACGACUUCUCACGACAGAAGCCGAGCAAGACGCACAAUGGACGGAACACUUCAAUAAAGUUCUGAACAGAACACCACCACCAACGGAGGCAGAUAUACAAGAGGCAGAGACAAACCUGGAUGUCAACCCGAUCCCCCAGGAAAAGAAGAGAUCAUAGCAGCUAUCAAGUCCCUCAAGAACGAAAAAUCCCCUAGACAAAAUAAUCUCGGUGCAGAAGUAUUUAAAGCAAAUCCACAGCUAGCAGUAUACCUGCUCUUUACAGGUAUCUGGGAGGGGAAGAAUCACCUGACGAUUGGACAGAGGGAGUCAUUGUGAAGAUUCCGAAAAAACGUGCCCGCAACAACUGCAAUAACUGGCGAGGAAUCGCCUUACUAUAUAGCUAUCUGUACCCAGCAAGAUCCUGGCCAAGAUCAUCAUCCAGCAAAUAGCCGACACAGUGGACCAACAACUGAGAAGAGAGCAGGUAGGGUUUUGGAAAGGAAAGGGAUGCACAGAUCAGAUCUUAAUCCUGCGUAACAUCAUAGAGUAGUGCACAGAGUGGCAGAGACAACUCUACAUAAACUUUGAAGACUUUGAGAAGGCUUUUGAUAGCGUGCACCGGGAAGUCUGUGGCGCAUCCAUCGGGCCUAUGGGAUACCACAGCAGAUUAUCGACAUCAUCAAAAGCUUCUACAACAACUUCACAUGCAGAGAAGGCAACAGCGAAACCAACUUUGAAGUGAAGACUGGCGUCAGACAAGGCUAUACAAUGUCGGCGAUGCUCUUCAACAUGAGUACUGACUGGAUAAUGAGGCGCACAACAGAAGAUCAGUCACGGGGCAUAAGUUGGAUCCUCUCCUUAAUGCUAGGGGACCUAGAUUUUGCAGAUGAUCUUGCCUUGGUCUCCCAUACUCAACAACACAUGCAGGAAAAGACGACCCGACUCAGCACUUGCGCACAGCAAGUUGGCCUGACGAUCAGCCAAAAGAAGACAGAAGUGAUACUGCUGAGCGUGUCCAAACCUAGACCAGUUUAAGUGAACGGAGAAGACCUGCCAACGACUCAAGAGCUCACUUACCUGGGCAGCACAAUAAGGCAUGAUGAAGGAGCUGGGAGUGACAUCAAGAACCGUCUCAACAAGGCCAGAAACGCCUUCAGAAGCUCAACAACGUGUGGAGGUCCUCUCAGUACAGCACCAAGACCAGGCUGAAGAUCUACCAAAGCUGUGUGAUAUCCACCCUACUAUACGGCUCUGAAUGCUGGAGGAUGACAGAGUGCGACAUCACCAAGCUGUCAGACUUCCACACUAUGAACCUCAGGAGAAUCCAUACAAAUGGUGUAGCGUUUCGUUGAAUAGCUUGCCAUCAUCAGACGCUCUAGUUGAAUAUUAAAUUGCUUAGGAUUACGUGAAAUAUUUCGAUGUUGUGGCGAAUCGUCAAGCUUGCUUGUGGCGUGACGCGAAGGCUAUCUCGCGGAAACCACCAAAAAUACAAACCGUAAAUGGAACAGCGAUUUGCUGGGGGGCAUGAUAUCCUUGAUCUGUUUUGACAUUUUUCAAUCAAAGUAGUAUCAGAACGCUUUAAUUGGUGUACCGGUAUGUAUCCGCGCUAAACCAACUCGGAAAAAUUAUUUCUUUUGCAAACACUACUUUUGGAACGCGGAAAAAAACCGUAAGUUAACUUACUAAGUUAACCUAACUGAAUUUACAAAGUCUACAUGCUAAUGUUAAUACCAUACCUGCCUACCUUACACUUCUACAGGAGAUAGACAACUCCUUGGAAAUGCAAAGGAGGAGGUAACAGCAAUAUAUUUGUGUUUUCCAGUAUUACAACUGUAAAAUCCUCCAAUUCCAUCGCACAAGUUUCCAACCCAUCUUAAUUUUUAGUUGAAGAAGUUAUGAUUUUGUUUUAUAGAUCAUUUAUUUGUAAUAUUAUUCUAGCUCAAAUGAAUUUAACAACCCAUCAAAUUAUAGUAGUCAGAUAACCCACAUUUUAAUAGUAUUAUCUCAACAUUAUAGGAAAAGCUCGCGGAUGGACAAAUGGAAUUGGCUGCCUUUGAGAAAGCCAAUGGACCACCAUCAGUUCAUUUGGAUGAGGUUCUCAAGAAAACGAAUGUCGAGAGACAAGCUUACCAAGGAAAAUCAUUCAUUGGUAACCAUAUACACACUUGCUGCAAGGUAACACAAAUUCUACCCUUAGAGAAGGAAUUUGUUGAGUCACAAAAUUUUAUUAAAUUGUUGCGGUGUUUUUUUCCGUAGGAAGACAAUAUCAUUGAACUUUGCAGUGCUGUGGUGACAAAAACAGAGGAGCUGUGUCCUUCCUUCCUUUCUCAAGCUAGAGAAAGAAGUGUUAAAUUUGAAUAAGUUUUCAGGUUAUGUGCUGCUUGCCACUUUUUCUAUGACAGUGCAGACUAUCUCAAUGAUGGCAAGAUUGAUAAGCUAGGUACGUGAAAGAAAAAACCUGACUUUCAUGGAAAACAUGAAUACAAUAAUAAGAUCAUGUCUUAAGUCAGUUCCGCCUUUUCUUGUUUUCUUGUUGCAGCGGAAGACAUCACAAAUUUUCUUCAGUUCAUUAGGGAAAAAUUCCCAGACAUGACGAUCACACCAAAACUCCAUAUGCCCUUUUCUUCGACAAUGGCACAUGAGCCUUGGAUUCUAAGAUGAACAAGGGUGUGAAGGAGUACGCUCCGAAUUUAAUACCCAGUCCCAGCAUUUUGACCAUCUGAAGAAAAAGGACACGAGAUUACGUCAAAUCCUUGUUAACCACCACAUUGCCACGAGUGCGUAACUGACAGGGAAAGUUCCCAAACCUAAAGAGAGAAAUUUAAAACAAAAAAACCAGUGAAUAAAACUCUUUCCUUUCACUAACAACGUAUCGGUUCGUUGACUAAGAGCGAG
Pocillopora meandrina is the source of this 7650-nucleotide messenger RNA. The record is from the annotation of a GenBank genome assembly. NCBI's taxonomy places the organism in Eukaryota, Metazoa, Cnidaria, Anthozoa, Scleractinia, Pocilloporidae.